Molecule: messenger RNA, 1512 nt
Organism: Abrus precatorius (Indian licorice)
Lineage: Eukaryota; Viridiplantae; Streptophyta; Magnoliopsida; Fabales; Fabaceae
Product: cytochrome b561 and DOMON domain-containing protein At3g61750-like
Exons: 5
Coding region: 18-1226 (402 amino acids)
Source: RefSeq, a predicted model, not a curated record
CUUGAUCAAGUCUAUGAAUGGCAAAUAUUAGAUCUUGGACUCAGUUAUGGCCAUUUUUUGUCAGGCUGUGUAUUCUGAAACUUGUCGUGGAUUUCAAAAUCUUAACAUUGGCGUAUGACAGUGGAAGUAGUGGUUUUGCAGCAGGAAAUGCUUGCAAGAACACAAAUUAUCAAAAUUUCCUCCCUCCACCGUACCAGAAUAUAUCCCAUAUGAUAUGCACGCCUGUAUGGCAUACAUAUGAGUUGAGGUACAUCCAGAAUGAUGGUACCACAACCAUCUUAUUAUCUGCUCCCUACACUAUAGGGUGGGUAGGAAUUGGAUUUUCUAAAGAUGGUAUGAUGGUUGGUUCCAGUGCAAUGGUGGGAUGGAUUAGUAAACAUGGUCAUGCAAAAAUCAAGCAAUUUUACUUAAGGGGUAGGAAGUCAUCAGAAGUCAUUGUAGACAAAGGUGAACUACCUCUCAAUAAUGUGCCCGCGGCUGUGGCAACUAAUGGGGCUGAAAUUCAUUUGGCAUUUCAGUUACAGAUGACAACUCCGCUUGAGAGACAACCAAUUCUAUUGGCUUUUGGCAGUAAAUAUCCACAGAACCACCACCUCUCCAAGCAUGAAGACAAAACAGCUAUUAUAUUUGAUUUUUCUUCAGGCUCUUCGGGUCCUGUAUCCCAUGAGUUGAUUCAGAUAAGGAAGAACCAUGGAAUAGUGGGUAUAAUAGGGUGGGGUCUAAUCCUCCCCGUGGGGGCAAUUGUUGCUAGAUACUUCAAGCAUAAGGAUCCCCUAUGGUUCUAUCUCCAUGCAGCAAUUCAAUUUGUGGGAUUCACAUUCGGGAUUUGUACAGUCCUUCUUGGAUUACAACUCUAUUCCAAAAUGCAUGCCCAUAUACCAGCUCAUAGAGGCAUAGGCAUCUUUGUCAUGGCACUAAGUAUUCUUCAGAUAUCGGCAUUCUUCUUGAGACCAAACAAGGAUUCCAAGAUGCGAAAAAUUUGGAAUUGGUACCACAGUUGGUUUGGAAGGUUGGCACUUUUAUUUGCAGCCAUUAAUAUAGUGUUGGGAAUGCAAGCUGCGGGGGCAGGAAGUGAUUGGAAGAUAGGUUAUGGAUUUCUUGUUGGUACAGUAGUUGUAACAGCUAUCGUUCUUGAAGUAUUGGCUUAUUUGAAAAGAUCAGAAUCUCUACCUCCUAACUUCCAAGUGGACCCCGUUGGAGAAGCUUCAUUUCCAAGGGGAAUGUGAUUGCUGCUAGUUUUGAACUUCCACAAGCAUUGUCAAGUGUUCAAUUAAACCAGCACAUACGAAAUCACGUUGCUGGUUCAAGUUCGGGUAUGUGCGGUUCAUUUGGAUUAUUUUCGACAUGCCGUGAUACUAUUUCUGGGUGUGCUUUCCUCGGGUACAUAUAGAUGGAAACUUUUAUAACCAGCUAGAAGUUUGCCAAGUUGGACAAUACUAAUGUUUGGCUUUCUCACUCGAACUUAACGAGAUUGAACUCUGUUUUCUUUUUUUCUUUAUUGGGUUUCUGUUG